Strongyloides ratti is the source of this 666-nucleotide messenger RNA. RefSeq lists its product as hypothetical. Lineage: Eukaryota; Metazoa; Nematoda; Chromadorea; Rhabditida; Strongyloididae. The transcript has 2 exons. Bases 1 to 666 code for a protein of 221 amino acids. The record is from RefSeq and is a predicted model, not a curated record.
AUGACAGAAUUUGGAGAAUUAAAUACUAAUAUUCAGUUAAAUAUUACUGAAUCGUCAUUACCAAGUAGUGGAGUUAUUAGUGGAGCCAGUGACAUUUCAUUAGACUCACCUAAUAGUGAUAACCUUUCAUCGUACAAAAAAAAAACGAAAUGUUUUAAUAACGAGUUCAAGGUAAAAAAGAUUGUUUCAAAAUCACGUUUAGAUGAAAAAAAUACUUCUAAAAUUCAUAGUAAUCCAUUGUCAGAUUUUGAAAAUCAAAUUCAUUCAUUAAAUGAGCAUAAAUAUUGCUCAUCUAGUUCUGAGAAUGAAUUAGGUGGAACAGAAAAGGAUGACUUUCAUUUUAAAAUGAAUAGAAUUGUCUCAAAAAAACGGUUAAAUAAGAUUUCUAAAAUUUCUAUUAAAGAUGUGAAUGAUGAAUGUUACGAAAGCACUUCUGAUGACGAUAAUGAUAAAAAAAUAGUAAAUGAUUGUAUACCAUCUAUGAGAAAUGUAGGAAAAAAUAGAAAAUUUAGAAAACAAAAUUUAUGUGAAAAUGGGAUAAAAUUUACUUCAUCAAAAGAUAAUGAUAAUGUAACUGAUACUGACUCAGAUAAGGAUCCAUUAGAUAUUCUAAGAGUAUUAAAAAAAGGAGCACCUUUAGUUAAAUGUAAUGAAGAAGAUUUAUAA